Messenger RNA from Drosophila virilis, 539 nucleotides. RefSeq names its product glycine-rich protein. Lineage: Eukaryota; Metazoa; Arthropoda; Insecta; Diptera; Drosophilidae. The record is from RefSeq and is a predicted model, not a curated record.
AUUUGUCACCAAGUUGAAAACUAAGCGCCAACUAUGAAGAUUGCCUUAUUUUACAACGUGCUGUUCUGUCUAGGUGUCUGCUCUUUGGCUGCACCACAGUGGCCAGGAAUUGGGUCUUCGGGUUACGGCUUUGCACCCUGGGCAGGAUAUGGAAACUACGGCUCAUCAAGUGCCAGCGUCGCAGCCAGCAGCAGCAGCAGUAGCAGCGGCGGCUUCCUGGGCUAUGGUACGCAAGGAUAUGGCUAUGGCUGGCCAGGCUAUGGCUACGGGUAUGGCAACUACGGCGGAGGCUACCAGCAGCAGUACAAUCAGUAUCAGUACAGUGGGUACAAUAACUACGGUUCUGGAAACGGUCUUGGCUAUCCGUUCGGCUAUGGCAGAUAAUUCAGUAAAUAAUUGGAUAUGCAUAUGAAUGUGAAUGUUUGCAUAUGUUAAGCUUUUAACUGCUGGAAAUUUCAGUUUGGAUUUUGUUUGAUUUCUUUUUUGUUGGACUUUGUUUUUUCUUCUUUGGAGGUCAAUAAAACGAAAAUACCCAAGCA